This is a messenger RNA of Neoarius graeffei (lesser salmon catfish), 693 nucleotides long. It is a transcript of the gene pfdn4, whose product is annotated as prefoldin subunit 4. Gene Ontology annotation, biological process: protein folding. The transcript is spliced from 4 exons. The record is from RefSeq and is a predicted model, not a curated record. Bases 38 to 445 code for a protein of 135 amino acids. Lineage: Eukaryota; Metazoa; Chordata; Actinopteri; Siluriformes; Ariidae. Gene Ontology annotation, cellular component: cytoplasm; prefoldin complex.
GGAAGAACGCUAGAAGGAGUUCCACUUCCGUUUUAAGAUGGCAGCUACCGUCAAGAAAUCUGUUGGGGUUGAAGAUGUCAAUGUCACUUUUGAAGACCAGCAGAAGAUUAACAAGUUUGCUACAAGCACAAAUCGGAUGAGCGAAUUGAAAGAUGAAAUAGAAGCCAAAAAAAAAUCUUUGCAGAAUUUAGAAGAUGCAAGUGAUGACCUUAUGAUGCUGGAGGACGAUGAUCUCCUGAUCCCGUAUCACAUCGGAGAUGUUUUCAUCAGUCAUACACAGGAGGAGACGCAAGAGAUGCUCGAGGCUGCAAAGGAAGCUCUGAAGGAGGAAAUCAAGUCUCUGGAAAGUCGAGUGACCUCAAUACAAGAAGUGCUCGGAGAUCUCAAGGUCCAGCUGUAUGCCAAAUUCGGGAACAACAUUAAUCUGGAAGCUGAUGAAAGCUGAAUGCUUCAAUAUUUGGACCAUUUGACAAACUGACACCAGUUUCCAAUAUGGAUCUUACACCCAGAUGUAGUUGAUGAUUUUGCAGCACUAAUUGUUGGUUCAGUCUUGUAUGGGCGGUUAUGUUUGUGUACUUAAAGUAUAGGAGGUGGCUUUGUUUGAUGUUUUUACAGAAGAGGCUGAUCCUGAGCACUCCUAGCACAGCGAGUAGUUACUGCUGUUAAAAUAAAAAGGAUAAACUGAUGAAUUCA